Anopheles coustani is the source of this 1624-nucleotide messenger RNA. RefSeq lists its product as uncharacterized. Bases 33 to 1487 code for a protein of 484 amino acids. The transcript is spliced from 2 exons. Lineage: Eukaryota; Metazoa; Arthropoda; Insecta; Diptera; Culicidae. The record is from RefSeq and is a predicted model, not a curated record.
CCACAUCCGACGGUGGACGAUUCGUAGCUCAAAUGUGUGAAACGACGGUGCACUGUUUGGAAGUAACAAAUGUGCAAAACAUUGAAACAUUCCACCAUCCCAUUGUGCUGGUGAAAGGAAAGAUUAGCAAUCGGUGCACGAACGCAAAACUAGAGGUAUUUUCCCAGCAUCAUCAACCAAUCUCAUAUUCGGCCACUAUUGAAGACGGCGUGAAGAGGGAGUCCCCUGGUCCAGUUUACUUUCGCGUACUUUUACGAUUACACGUCGGUCAAAAUGAUAUAGUUUUGGCGUACUGCGUUGGGGCAAAAUCAUUGACCUUAUGCUACACAGCACCGUCCAGUCGAUAUACGGUUGUGCCACUAUAUAUCAUAUGCGCGGGACACACCGGUCACUAUCAGUCGUACGACACGGAUAAGGAAAACGACAGUGUUAUUGCUUGUCGGAAAAUAACACUUGCCAUCGAACUGCUCCAAUGUUUGUACGCCGAGAAGCUGCAUGAAAAUGGUUUCGGCCGUAAGACGUUCUGCGUCGGAUCCUCCUGCGUACCGUUCCGAAGUUCACUGGAAUUGGAACACUCGACCACCAUGACGGAGGGUGAAUUAUGGCAGUACUUCGCAUCCGAGCUAGUGCAGUGCAGGGAGUACGAUUUAAAGCGUGUUAAAAUAGUUGCCUUUCUGAGCAGUACACGCUUCGAAGGAAUCUCCGAUGGGGACUACUCGUACGAGAACAUCCGGAAGAAAACUACCGGCCACGCUGCCCUCGGAGGCGGUGGAUUAGCCCUGUUUGGGACGGGUUGCCUGUACACCUGGCCCACUACGCUCGAGGCUGUAUGCGAUGCCUUUUCUUCCCAGCGGCCAGUCGACUGUGAUAAACUUCUGGACGAUAGUAACUACAGAAGAACGUAUGGCGGCUGUUACGCCACAACCCUUGGCUCGGUUUGCCACGAAAUGGGGCACAUAUUCGAUCUCGGUCACACACCAGACAGUUCCAUUAUGGGUACCGGACUGGACGGGAUUGACAACGUGUUCGUCGGUUCGAGUGCCGCUACUGGCCCAAAACGACUGAUAGAAACAAGACCACACGGACCGACCGGUAAGCUUACGCAGCUGAAGCGACCGGGUGACGUUUUCCGGGAGCGAUUGGAAUCGAAAUGUAACGACGGAAUCUUUUUCGCGCUCAACAGCGCCGUUACAUUGAACCAUCAUCGAUGGUUUAAUUACAGUUUUGCUAAUCCGGAUGAUAACGGUAGCGAAAUGUUGCAUUAUGCACACAGCACAAGAACGAUUACCAGCACCGAUUCACCGAUCGUCUUGGUGGAAGUCAGGCUUACCUCAAACGGAAUGAUGCAAAAGUUUUGGACUUUUCCGCAAGCGAAGUGUCCGGCUAGUUUUACGAUUCCGAAACUUUCAACAUUUGUAGACCGAACCCUCUUUGCGAUGAAUGCAGUUGGAUGCACUUUAAAAAUGGACCUAAGCAGUAUCAAUUAAACUACAAAUUCCAUAAAACUAUACAUCAGUAUAUUUUGAGGGAAAGAUUUCUUAGUAUAUUGUCCUAUUAAUCCGAAAAAUUGAAACAUUUCAACGAUCUAGUGGGUCAUGCUGGGUAUGCUUUAUAAAACAAUGUA